Chiloscyllium plagiosum (whitespotted bambooshark) is the source of this 1744-nucleotide messenger RNA. RefSeq names its product protein maelstrom homolog. Gene Ontology annotation, molecular function: sequence-specific DNA binding. The record is from RefSeq and is a predicted model, not a curated record. NCBI's taxonomy places the organism in Eukaryota, Metazoa, Chordata, Chondrichthyes, Orectolobiformes, Hemiscylliidae. Gene Ontology annotation, biological process: regulation of miRNA-mediated gene silencing; spermatogenesis; piRNA processing. Gene Ontology annotation, cellular component: P granule; nucleus.
UUCUCCCUCCCGCCCAAGCGCCCGACCAGGCCGCUCCCGGAUCUAGGUCACGAUGUCGCGGAAGAAACCGACGAGAAAUCCUUUCUAUUUCUUCAUGUUGGAGAAGAUCCCGGAGCUGAGGCGGCAGGGCUUUGAGGUGAAGGGGCUGAAGGACGCGGCUCCCCUCUGCAGCUCGGCCUGGACGUCGCUGACGGUGUUGGAAAAAGAGAAGUUUGCACAGAUGGCCCACGAAUGGAAAGCUGAGAAGGAUGACAAGACAUUUAAUGAACCUUCAAAGAGACAGUUGCUGAACCCAAUAUUCUCUGUAACAGCAAAGGGAACAAAUAAUCCACCUAUGUCCUGGUCCAGUGAUGAAGGAGUCUGUGAUGAAGUUUUCCAUUUUGUUAGUUUUUUGAGCCUGGCAGAUCUCCCCCCAAACUCUGAACAACGCUUCCUUCCUUGUGAAAUGGCUUGUGUUAAAUAUUCACUGAAGAAUGGCAUCAUCAGUGAAUUUCAUUACUUCAUAGAUCCAGGUAUGAUCCCUUGUGGUUUUCGGUACCAUUGUCAAGUAUCAAGUGAUGCCACUCACAAAAUUCCACUUUCAAACUUUGAACUUGCAAGUUCCAGUUACAGUGAGAUCUUUCAACAGUUUUGUGCUUUUCUGAGGCAAGAAAGAAGCUGUGGUUUCCCUCCAGUUUACUGUAAGUUAGCUGAGUGCUUCAGAGUGAAUUGGUGUUUGAACUGGUUGGCCAGAAAAGCAGGUAGAAGCACUCCUGUGAAUGUUUUUGAGCUUGAAGAACUGAUAGAGAAACUUUAUGAACACAAGUUAAAAGAGAAACCUUCCAAAGCUAGUGUGGAGAGAAUGCUGGAUGUAAUGAUUUGGGAUUAUGCUGCAAAUACUAGAUGCAGAUGGCAUGAUGAGCACGACAUUGUGUACUGUGCCUUGGCAACAACCAAGAAAUAUGCGUAUUGUAUCAGUGAUUCUUUGGCUUCCAUCUAUAAAUUUGAGGUUACAUCAGCACACGUCCCAAAAAAGGAGUUGACUUAUGGCACAAAGUUGAACCCGAAAGUGCUAGUACUGGACAAUUACUAUCAGCAAGCAAAACCAAGGAAUAAUUUAAGACAAUACAUCCAUUUACCAGUUGAAUCUACAGCUUCGAACAUCUCUGGUGAUAAAAGCUGUGUUUCAGCAUCCAGUUUAAGGGAUUAUCCUAUUGCAGCACAAUUUGGGAGAGGAAGAGGUGCCCUGGCUGCAUGGCUGAAUUUUCCAUCUCGCUCACCGCCAGGAUUUCAGCAGUAAAUACAUUCAAUAAUACUCGAUGGUUUUAAAGAAAAUCAUUUAAUAUAGCUGUUUGUUUUGAUCUUUGGUGAUAUUAUUCUCCUGUGCGUGUACUUGAAGCAGAAAUAAUGUCAGAUGUAGGAAUACCCCAAUAUCUCAGUCUGAAACCUAGUAAUGGGCUGGUUUUCAGGGCUGAAAAUUGUAAGAUUGCAGAUGCACGAUUAUAGCAAACUAAAACCUUUUUUCUAAAAUGUAAAAGAUAAAUACUGCAAAAACAUGCAUAAGCCUUUACAAUUUUCAAAUGAUGAUAAUAUAAUGGGAAAUCGACAAAUGCAUAUUUUAUGCAUCUGAAAAUGGAUUUUGUUUUUUGUUUUGGAGCAGUGUACUAAGUUCAUUUUGUGUUCGAAUGAUUGUUCUUGAAAUUGUUCCUGAUAAAUUUGUUGAAUAAAAUAAUUUGAAUUUAGCGAGCAUUUAAUUGUGAUUGUG